UAAUUAUUAACAAAAAUUGGUUGAUUCAUAGCUUAGAUUUUAAGUAAAUUGAAACUAUAAAACCAGCUGCUAAUUACGAAAAAAGGAAUAAUAAUGUGGAUAUUUGGAUAUGGGUCACUCGUGUGGAAGGCAGAUUUCAAAUUUGAAUACAAGUUAGUAGGUUACAUAAAAGGUUAUUUACGCCGAUUUUACCAACACAGCAUUGACCACCGAGGUGUACCUGAGAAACCAGGCAGGGUAGUGACCCUAAUACAAAGCAAUGACUCAAACAGUAAAGUAUGGGGUGUAGCUUACAAAAUAAGAUCUGAAGAUGCAGCUCAAGUUUCCCAACACUUGGACUUCAGAGAGAAAAAUGGGUACAGCAAGAGAACUGUCACAUUCCAUCCUAAAGAUAAUAUAGAACCAUUCCAGUUGACUUUGUAUGUCGCAACGGAAGAUAAUGAAUCUUAUGCAGGCGAAGCAUCGAUAGAGGAGAUAGCAAAACAGGUGUUAAGCUGCCAAGGUCCUAGUGGAACCAACAAGGAGUAUUUAUACAAUUUAGCGGCCGCCAUGAGAGAAUUAGCUCCUGAUGUUGAAGAUGACCACCUGUUCUCGCUAGAAGCAGCUGUACGGAGACUGGAUACAGAUACCAAAAAGACUUGAGUGUGAUAUUUUUUUAGUUAUUAAUGUAGUUUAGAUCAAUUUUUGCUGUGAGCGUAGUUUUGGUUAGUGUAGUAGCAUAGUUUUAUUAUAAUCUAUGUAUUUUCCUAUCAAAUUGCUGAAAGACUAUGACCUGAGCUUGUUUUAAGGUUUAUUGUGUUAGUCUGGACAUAUUUUCUUACUAUAUCAAGCUUCAGAACAUAAUUUAUUCUAAUCCUACUUCCUACUAAUAUUAUACCAAUAAGUGCGAAAGUUUGUGAAGAUGUAUGUGUUUGUUUGUUUGUA
Molecule: messenger RNA, 924 nt
Organism: Spodoptera litura
Lineage: Eukaryota; Metazoa; Arthropoda; Insecta; Lepidoptera; Noctuidae
Product: putative glutathione-specific gamma-glutamylcyclotransferase 2
Biological process (GO): glutathione catabolic process
Cellular component (GO): cytoplasm
Molecular function (GO): glutathione specific gamma-glutamylcyclotransferase activity
Source: RefSeq, a predicted model, not a curated record